This is a messenger RNA of Salmo salar (Atlantic salmon), 3764 nucleotides long. RefSeq names its product adhesion molecule with Ig like domain 1 (gene amigo1). Gene Ontology annotation, cellular component: membrane. Gene Ontology annotation, molecular function: protein binding. NCBI's taxonomy places the organism in Eukaryota, Metazoa, Chordata, Actinopteri, Salmoniformes, Salmonidae. The record is from RefSeq and is a predicted model, not a curated record. Gene Ontology annotation, biological process: brain development.
ACUGCUCAUGCGCUCCCAUGAUUCACCACCUCAGCUCGCAGAGAUGCUGCUGACAAUGCGACUCAUGAAGAGAAAACGCACUGAUUUGCUGCAGAAGACGUAAGGAAUCGAAGGCCGCCGCUUGGCUGACCAGACCACUUGUCCUCGUGAACAUAAUACAUCAUCAGACUACCUGGCGUUGAAUUGAUCUCUGUCAUUAAUUCAGGUUGGGUGAGUGCCACCGGUCCAACAAGGGCAUGUGUUCUUAGAUUUUUACAUAAUCUUAUCCUUGCGUAAUUUUAUACCGCGUUUUGGAUGCGGCGCGGAGCAGUGUGUUGUCAGGAUCUGGGUAAUACAGCCAGGAAGGAUUUCUCCAGCGCUCUCUUCUUUUCGCCCUGCAUCCCGCUACUUGUCUUUACAUUGGAUAGACUAUUACUGUAAGGGACUAAGACGAGGUGCAAAUUAUAAACAGACGUGUCCGAUUUGGUAGCGGAUGGAUUUAAUUUCAGAGAAUGGCUUAAUCUGAUUUGACGUGAAGACCUCAAUUAAGCGAUGCCUGGGAUUCCACCAGCUGCUGCUCCAUGCUGUGUAGGAAGAGACCCAUAAUACAGGAAGUUCUGCUCCUUAAAUAACAACAACACACCAACAACUAGCAUGUUGCCUCCACACAGAGCAGACGCCCUGCCAGAGCCCUCUCCGUCUGCCUCUCCCUCUCCCAGCCUGAGGAGGGUCCAGGUUCAAUGGGCCUUGUACCUCUCCCUGGCCCUCCUCUGGUUCCCCUCUGGGGCGGUAGCCUCAACCCUCAACUGCCACAAGACCUGCAUCUGUGCCAGUAAUAUCGUGAGCUGUUCCAAGAUGAACCUGACCACGGUGCCGACUGGCCUGCCUCUCUACACGGCUGUCCUGGACCUCAGCUACAACGACAUCUCCCGGCUGAGGGCUGAGUGGACCACGGUGAAACUCACCAAACUCCACAACCUCCUACUCAGUCACAACGGCCUUCACUUCCUCUCCUCCGAGGCCUUCGUCUACGUCAAACACCUACGCUACCUGGACCUGUCCUCCAACGACCUGCGACAGCUGGACGAGUUCAUCUUCGAACCGUUGGGGCAGCUGGAGGUGCUGUUGCUGUACAACAACCGUAUAUCCCAGAUUGACCGCUCAGCCUUCCAGGGUCUCCACAGCCUGCAGAAGCUCUACCUGUCCCAGAACAUGAUCUCACGCUUCCCUCUGGAACUGGUUAAAGACAAGACCCGCCUGGAGAAACUCAGCCUGAUGGACAUCUCCUCCAACAGGAUCAAGGUCCCACCCAUCGAGGAGCUGCAGGUGCUGCCUGCCUGGAUAAAGAACGGUCUCUACUUUCACAACAACCCUCUGAUCUGUGACUGUAGCCUUUAUAGUCUCCUGGCCCACUGGCACAUCCGCCGGCUCAACUCAGCCCUGGACUUUAAAGAUGAGUACAUCUGCUAUCUCCCCGGGUCCCAGAAAAGCAGGGUGGGGGUCUUCGACCUGAACAGAGACUAUAUGAACUGUAGUACGUUCUACGAGGCGGACGAGGAGGCUUGGCUGGAACAGACGCUGAUCUUGCGCUGUGAUACUAAACACAGGGAUCUGUCUAAGACCUGGGUGAUGCCUGGUGAUGUAGUGGUGACGGAGGGGUUUAAUCAGACAGCCAAGGUACUUCCUGAUGGUAGUCUCCAGAUAGGUCCGGUGAAGUCGGAGGACUCGGGGACGUAUACGUGCUAUGCUGUGAGCGAAGCCCUCAACGAGACGCUCUACGUGCUGCUCAAGGUGCAUAACUUCACGGAGAACGGCAACGGCGAAGCCCUGAACACGGCCUACACCACCCUGGUGGGCUGCUUGACCAGCGUGGUCCUAGUGCUCAUCUACCUGUACCUGACCCCCUGCAGAUGCUUCUGCUGCCCCAAAAAGAACCAUGAGGACUCCAUCCACUCCUCCAUGCUCAGCGCCGCACCCAGCCAUGAGGACCUGAUCAACAACACUGACCCAAGGCACGUGGCCUUCAUCGACCCCAAGGAGCUGGGACAGGGGCUGAACGGGAAGGUGAACCCCAACGAUGGGGAGGGGGACCAGGGAGAGAUAGAUGAGGAGGGAGGGUUACUGGGGAAGGGAAGGAGGAAGAAGUCUGUGGCUGAGUCUAUUAGUUCUGUCUUCUCUGACACCCCCAUAGUGGUCUGAGAUGGUACGGACUGUCGAUAUGGAUGUACGCUGUGACGUGAUUGGAUGGAUCAGGGAUGUACGUGGUGUGAUUGGAUGAAACUGUGACUACUUCCUUGGACAGAAAGCCAAUCACAGUUUACUAAACUGACCAAUCAGAAGCUUCAGGGGAGUGUUAACACAUUGCCUUGGUAUUAACAAGGACAACUGACAAUAAACAGGACCUUUCCCCAGCAUUUGAUCUGUAGCACUUAAAUAUACAUACUGUGAAAGCCUGACAGAGGAGUCCCACUGGGCACACACUGGUUGAAUCAACGUUGUUUACACGUCAUUUCAAUGAAAUUACUUUGAACCAAUGUGGACUAGACGUGGAAUUGACGUCUGUGCCCAGUGGAGUGUAAGAGGACGCUGUUCCUUCCUGUGAUACAGUAACGGUGGAUACCAUGUUGGACGGUAGCAGUACUCAGGAAGACAUUGAUUGGCAGAGGACAGAAAAUAUGGAGAUUGUGAGCCAUUUUAAACAUUUAAAAAGAAAAAUUGAGAUGAAUAAGUUUGGAAAAGAACAUAGUUCAUACAUAUAUAUAUAUAUAUAUAUAUAGUCAAGUCAUGAGCAUGAACCUUGUAGACUGACUCAUAUUUCUAUUUACUAAUAGGAGUAGACUAGUGUGAGUCUUCUGUAGACUUUAGUACAUACAGACCGUACAUACGGUAGCUAUACACAUAGAAAUAGAAUUACUUUAUAUUACUUCCUGGCAUGGGUACAUUCAUUAUGGCCACCGGGCCACCCAUCACAGAACAUUGACUUGGAUGGGAAUGUCUGUUCUAAUAAUUAUAUUUCUAUGCAUAUACCCCUCCACCCCCACAGAGAGACAGACAGACAGAGAGACAGACAGACAGACAGUACCACCAGAGCUAUAUAUUGAAGCAUUAACAUGGCGACCAGCUCCAGAGUUGGCCAAACGCAAGAACAUGGACACCAGAUCCAGAGUUGGCCAAAUGCAACAACAUGGACACCAGAUCCAGAGUUGGCCAAACGCAAGAACAUGGACACCAGAUCCAGAGUUGGCCAAACGCAAGAACAUGGACACCAGAUCCAGAGUUGGCCAAAUGCAACAACAUGGACACCAGAUCCAGAGUUGGCCAAAUGCAACAACAUGGACACCAGAUCCAGAGUUGGCCAAAUGCAACAACAUGGACACCAGAUCCAGAGUUGGCCAAAUGCAACAACAUGGACACCAGAUUCAGAGUUGGCCAAAUGCAACAACAUGGACACCAGAUCCAGAGUUGGCCAAACAUAGCAACAAAUGUAAAUUGCGCUACAACGGAUUGAAUCGAGCCGUUAGGUACGUCUCUGGUCAUGAAUAGUCAGAACCAGUGAUUCAUACUGAAGAGGAACAGCCAUGUUAUAAACAAACAUCACACUACAACCCAGAGACCAGACUAAGUGGGCCUGUGAGUGGGAACCAGGAAGUGUAGCUUAUAACAGUGUGUGACUUAUUUUACACCCUCAAGUUAGGCAGGCUGCUAGGUCAAAUUAUUUAUUUAGUCAUAAUGAGAUAGCAAUAGAGCGGAAUAGCAUAAUAAAAGUUCAUUGUGGUUCACCUUUA